AUGUCUAUGACUGCACUACGACUGGCCCGUAUAUUAAACCGACAUGGCCCGCUCCGUAUCGUCAAGCUAAAAUUAGAGGCACAAGAACUCAAAGACAGCAUCAAAGGACUCACAAGGGACAAAAUGGAGCUCCUCCAUGAGGUCGCCCAGCUGAGAAACAAAGAGCCUACCAAGGCGUCGUUGGAAAUCAUCGACUCUCUCUAUCGACAGCAUCUCGAUGACACCUGCGCUCCCCACUCCCAGUCCAUCCUCUCAGCCAUCAUCAAUGGCGCUCUCGAUGAUCCACCGCCAAUCCGACACACCUACGCCUACUCCCGACGAAAGGCUAUAUCCCUCGUAGACCCCACACUCCGAGAAGAAGACGUCGACGAGGCAGGACAUCACCUCUAUCACUCCUGCAUGCAACUAAAUGCGGGUUACUCCCCUCCUCCUGUCAUCCUGAGAGAAACCGAGCUUGCUGUUCCCUCAAUCGCGGCAUUCUUUGCCCUCGCCCAUUUUUGUGACCAGGCGGAGAUUAGGGUGGAGUAUCAAUCAGAAAGUGGGAGCGUGUAUGCUAGGCUGGUAUAG
Desarmillaria tabescens is the source of this 567-nucleotide messenger RNA. RefSeq lists its product as uncharacterized. The record is from RefSeq and is a predicted model, not a curated record. The coding region runs from base 1 to 567 and encodes 188 amino acids. Lineage: Eukaryota; Fungi; Basidiomycota; Agaricomycetes; Agaricales; Physalacriaceae. The transcript has 2 exons.